Messenger RNA from Ciona intestinalis (vase tunicate), 1777 nucleotides. NCBI's taxonomy places the organism in Eukaryota, Metazoa, Chordata, Ascidiacea, Phlebobranchia, Cionidae. The record is from RefSeq and is a predicted model, not a curated record.
AAUGCAUUUGUAUUCUUUCGUUUAAAAAGUGACAAAUAUCUUAAAAAAAUGUUUUCCAUAAUAAUCAUAGUCUACCUAAAUUUCAAUGUUUUGAAACAUCUGUACCAACAGUUAUAACACAAAACCCCCGAAACCCAAAAACGGCUGGGGAUCAUUUUAUACAACAUGACGUAACAGCACUGAGGCCUUCGUGUUUGCGUAUUGCCAUAUGGCUUGAUUUGCACAAGCUCGCCUAGUCCUACCGAGAGUUGGCAAACAGGUUCGCUCAUCUAUAUUUAUUUCGAAAAAAUACCAGCUCUGUCAAGGUAUAAAUCGCAGGUACCAGCGCGGCGUUCGGACAUAAAAGUUGUCGUGCCAGCAAAGCAUAAGCGACAAAUAAAAACAAAGGAGUAAUUUUACAUAAGAAUUACAAACCGUGCUACAAACUUUCAAAAUGACGAUUCGAACUUGGAACAGUGAUCAACAAUUGGGGUCUAGAAACCAAGAGAGAUUAAGAUUACGCGAUUGGCUUGAACUGAGAAUCGGUAAAUCGAGGUACCCCGGUCUCGUGUGGGAGGACAAAACGGAAAUGACGUUUCGGAUUCCUUGGAAACAUGGAGCAAGGCACGGGUGGAGGGAAAAGGAAGACGCAAGGCUCUUCCGGGAUUGGUCGGAGCACACGGGUAGGUUUUACAUCAGCCUUAAAGCGGCUGAUGUUGAGCUAUUACAAAUACGCGGGACACGCGACAACGGCAUGUUAUCAGGGGCCUCUCCGAAAGAUGUAAAGCAGCAUAAAGCGAAUUUCCGAUGUGCUCUCAAUUCGCUACGUGACGUUAGAGCCGUACCACAAUUGAGCAAAAGCAAGGGCGACGAUGCAUACCGUGUGUAUAAGAUGCUACCCAAACAAAAGACAAAAAGCCUUCGAAUGUGGAUACGAAAACGAGGACAGCGACACGUUGGAAACAUUCGCAGGCGUUAUCAGUCUCCGAAAACGCAGCGACAGAAAGCGGAAUUGACGACAGACGAAUUGUUGCAUUCUUCUGGUGGAACAACAGACAUUCCGCAGUUUACGACAACACCUUCCGACACAAUACGGAACAUUUGCGGAAAAAGCCAUUUUCCACAACUUUCCAGCUCGGAUAACUUCAUGGACGCAACAAUAAUACGCCACACGACUCCCCCAGCCAACAGUUGCUCUGGUAUUUACCAGCAAAGCUAUUUUCCGCAUUCCGACGAAACUGGAAUGCAAAUAUUCCCGCAACGUUGUUACCCGCAUUCAAAUGAAUGCCCUAUACCCCAGAACCCGGACGAAACGGUAUCUGAGAGCAUUCAGGUCGCCUCUGCAAUAAUGGACGGCAGCCAUUACCCAACACCUUCAACAUUUGGAGUUUCACCAUUUGGAGCUGAACCGUCUUACGAAGGUUACCAAAGUUCGGGAGAUUGUUUUGAACUUUGUAAAAGCAACGACCUUCAAGAAAUAGGACCUUAUCCAUCCUCUGAAGGAGAAGCGUCGGAAAACGGCAAAGAAUGCUACGAUGUUGAUUUGAACUGGGAAAUAAGCAUUGCUGCAGAUGAGAGCUACUGCAGUCGAGAUAACGGAAAUCGUUUUCUUCCGUUACUACAAAGUACAUGCAACCCAUCAUACCUGUUAGAAACAAGCGACGGUAGCACAUCAUAUGAUACGAGAUACAGCGCACCCAAACCGGUUCAAAGCAUUUCAACGGAGACGCAGUUUUCACCUAGUGGUAAGCCGUCAGCCAACCAAUAGUAAACCAUACGCAAUCUUUAUGCGUGCUGU